AUGGCCUACCCGAUCAUCACAGCUCCAUCUGUCGAGCAGCAUUCAUCCGGCUUCGGGAUUGGAGUCGCCACCCCGCGGCUAUCCUGGCGAUUUUUGACCCCAUCCGACACUAGUGUGAAAGAAUGGAAACAAAUUGCCUAUGAGAUUCAGAUUUCGCGAACCUCAAGACCAAUCGAGACCUACCAAGUGACAGGAGAUGACUCCGUGUUGGUCCCCUGGCCAAGCGAACCGCUGAAAUCGCGCGAAAGUGCCCAGGUUCGAGUUCGAUCAUAUGGGACUUCAGACGGACAGUCUCAGAGUGAGCCAACAAGCUGGUCCUCGUGGACUACUGUUGAGUGCGCAUUGCUCACCCGCGAUGAUUGGAUUGCUAUUCCUAUCGCGAGCCCGACACCCCGAACACCAGACAGCUCUCUACGGCCAGUGAGAUUUAGAAAAGAGUUUCACGUCGGCGAUGGGCCAAUCAAUCAGGCACGCCUAUACAUCACCAGCCUAGGCGUAUAUCGAGCCUUCAUCAAUGGCCACGAGGUAGGGGAUCAAUGCAUGGCUCCAGGCUGGACAAGUUACCGACAUCGUUUGAAUUACCAAGUGUAUGAUGUUGUACCUCUCCUCAACUUGAAUGGACCCAAUGUCAUUGCAGUAGAGGUCGGCGAAGGAUGGUAUGCGACACGACUUGGAUUCCUUGGGGGACGCCGACAGCUAUAUGGGGAUCGUCUUGCUGUGCUUGCACAGCUUGAAGUUCAGCCGCAGAAUGAUGGGCCGGAUCUUUCUGUGGUAACCGACUCGACAUGGGUCUGUUGCCCAAGUGCCAUCAUCAAGAGUGAGAUAUAUGACGGCGAAGUGUAUGAUGCGCGCGAGGAGGACCACGAUUGGAACGUACCAGCUCCGGAGAACAACGGAGCAGCCUCCUGGAUGUCGGUCCAAGAGUUGGCCUUCCCGACUGCCGCCCUGGUUGCUCCAGAUGCGCCACCAGUUCGGGUGACCGAGGAGAGAAACCCAGUGAAGGUCCUGCAAACACCUUCGGGGAAGACGGUGAUUGACUUCGGUCAAAACCUGGUCGGUAGGGUGCGCAUCCGCUCCUUGAACAAACCGUCGGGUAGCCAUGUUACCUUGACCCAUGCAGAGGUCCUGGAACAUGAAGAAAUUGGAACUCGGCCGUUACGACACGCAGAAUGUAAAGAUGUAAUCAUCUCUGCCGGGACUGAAAUCCAAGACUGGUCACCCAAAUAUACCUUUCAUGGAUUUCGAUAUGUUCAAGUCGAUGGUUGGACAGAUCAAGAUCCCUCAUUGAUGAUCAACGUAACCGCACUGGUAUUACACACAGAUAUGGCCCGCACUGGCUGGUUCUCAUGCUCUCACCCGAUGGUCAACCAGCUACAUAACAAUGCUUUGUGGAGUAUGCGCGGCAACUUCCUGUCUAUUCCGACUGAUUGUCCCCAGCGGGAUGAGCGUCUUGGAUGGACCGGUGAUAUCCAAAUCUUCUGUCCUUCUGCCAACUUCCUUUACAACACUGCCGGGAUGUUAGGAGAUUGGCUCAAAGAUGUGGCCGCCGAGCAACUUCUAGAUGGUGACGGCUUCAUCCCUCCUUUUGUUGUCCCAAAUGUCAUUAGUGAGGAGUUGUGGCCGCAUCUCCCACAAGCCAUUUGGGACGAUGUGGUCAUUUUGACACCCUGGGAUCUCUACCGUUCAUAUGGAGACAUGGAUAUCCUUCGUCGACAGUAUCCUAGUAUGCUGGCAUGGAUUGACCGAGGCAUUCGAAGGGGCCCAGACGGCCUGUGGGAUGCUGAGCUUUGGCAAUUAGGGGAUUGGCUGGAUCCCACCGCUCCCCCAUUUGAGCCAGGUGAUGCUCGCACAAACGGGACCCUGGUGGCAGACGCAUAUCUCGUACAUGUGACUAGUACAAUGGCUAAAAUCAGCAACGCUCUUGGAGAGACAGGCGAUGCCACACGCUUCCAAUCAGACUCCAGCCAACUCAAGACCAAAUUCCAAGCGAAGUAUAUCGCGGAGUCAGGUUUGAUAGUCGGAGAUACUCAGACCGCUCUCAGUCUUGCGAUUAUGUUUGAUCUUCAUUCGACCCCUGAUCAAGCUGUGGCAGCUGGUGCCCGUUUAGUCGACCUGGUUAGACUAGCCAAGUUCCGAGUGGCGACCGGAUUUGCCGGCACUCCGAUUAUUACCCACGCGCUUACGAAAUCGGGCCAUCACCAAGUCGCCUACCGCAUGUUGCUAGAGAAAGGCCGGCCAUCGUGGAUGUAUCCUAUCACCAUGGGAGCAACGACUAUGUGGGAACGAUGGGAUAGUAUGCUUCCGGACGGAUCAAUCAAUCCAGGAGAGAUGACCAGCUUCAACCACUAUGCGUUGGGCUCAAUCAUCAACUGGCUACACUCAAGUGUUGCGGGUAUCAGUCCUAUUUCGCCAGGGUGGAAGGAAAUCCGAGUUGAACCAAUUCCAGGGGGUACUAUUGACUCGGCCGAGGCUGCGUAUGAAACACCGUAUGGACGAUUGGAAUGUCGAUGGAGGAUUUAUCCCGAGGAUGAUCAAUUCAAGUUGGAGCUGUUGAUACCUCCGAAUUCAUGUGCGUUGGUUAUAUUACCAAGUGAGAAGGCCCGGGAGAAACCCCGUGCACUUGAUAUAAAGCGGGAUGGGAUAUGGAUUGGAUCUGGAUAUUAUCAAUUCUCGUGUGAAUGGAACGCAAGUAGCCAUUGCCAUGGGUGGCCUCCAAGGCCGAUUAUUCCCAUUAUGCGGAAACCUGAGCCUGAGAGCAUUGCUUGA
Molecule: messenger RNA, 2766 nt
Organism: Penicillium expansum
Lineage: Eukaryota; Fungi; Ascomycota; Eurotiomycetes; Eurotiales; Aspergillaceae
Product: glycoside hydrolase family 78 protein
Exons: 1
Coding region: 1-2766 (921 amino acids)
Biological process (GO): carbohydrate metabolic process
Source: RefSeq, a predicted model, not a curated record